This is a messenger RNA of Rhinopithecus roxellana (golden snub-nosed monkey), 1078 nucleotides long. It is a transcript of the gene COLEC10, whose product is annotated as collectin subfamily member 10. Bases 98 to 931 code for a protein of 277 amino acids. NCBI's taxonomy places the organism in Eukaryota, Metazoa, Chordata, Mammalia, Primates, Cercopithecidae. The transcript has 6 exons. The record is from RefSeq and is a predicted model, not a curated record.
AAAUACUUCCCGUUCUUCCCCACAGCAGGAGGUUUUAUUUAAAAUAAAGCUGUUUAUUUGGCAUUUCUGGGAGGCCCUUUUCUGAGGAACCACAGCAAUGAAUGGCCUUGCAUCCUUGCUUCGAAGAAACCAAUUUAUCCUCCUGGUACUAUUUCUUUUGCAAAUUCAGAGUCUGGGUCUGGAUAUCGAUAGCCGUCCUACCGCUGAAGUCUGUGCCACACACACAAUUUCACCAGGACCCAAAGGAGAUGAUGGUGAAAAAGGAGAUCCAGGAGAAGAGGGAAAGCAUGGCAAAGUGGGACGCGUGGGGCCGAAAGGAAUUAAAGGAGAACUGGGUGAUAUAGGAGAUCAGGGCAAUAUUGGCAAGACUGGGCCCAUUGGCAAGAAGGGUGACAAAGGGGAAAAAGGUUUGCUUGGAAUACCUGGAGAAAAAGGCAAAGCAGGUACCGUCUGUGAUUGUGGAAGAUACCGGAAAUUUGUUGGACAACUGGAUAUUAGUAUUGCUCGGCUCAAGACAUCUAUGAAAUUUGUCAAGAAUGUGAUAGCAGGGAUUAGGGAAACUGAAGAGAAAUUCUACUACAUCGUGCAGGAAGAGAAGAACUACAGGGAAUCCCUAACCCACUGCAGGAUUCGGGGUGGAAUGCUAGCCAUGCCCAAGGAUGAAGCUGCCAACACACUCAUAGCUGACUAUGUUGCCAAGAGUGGCUUCUUUCGGGUGUUCAUUGGCGUGAAUGACCUUGAAAGGGAGGGACAGUACGUGUUCACAGACAACACUCCACUGCAGAACUAUAGCAACUGGAAUGAGGGGGAACCCAGCGACCCCUAUGGUCAUGAGGACUGUGUGGAGAUGCUGAGCUCUGGCAGAUGGAAUGACACAGAGUGCCAUCUUACCAUGUACUUUGUCUGUGAGUUCAUCAAGAAGAAAAAGUAACUUCCCUCAUCCUACGUAUUUGCUAUUUUCUUGUGACCAUCAUUAUAGUUAUUAUUAUCCAUCCUUUUUUUCCCUAAUUAUACUACAUUUGAUCUGAGUCAACACAGCUAGGAAAUGCUAAACUAAGGUAUGGAGCCUCCAUCAUCA